Candida dubliniensis CD36 is the source of this 1137-nucleotide messenger RNA. RefSeq lists its product as uncharacterized. Lineage: Eukaryota; Fungi; Ascomycota; Pichiomycetes; Serinales; Debaryomycetaceae. The coding region runs from base 1 to 1137 and encodes 378 amino acids. The record is from RefSeq and is a predicted model, not a curated record. The transcript has a single exon.
AUGGUAAAGAAUCACCUAGCAACGGCAACUGAUACCACAACUACCACCACCAACACCACCAUGGAUAACACGUUUCUAUCUAAUAAACCCAGACGUAAAUCAACAUCAUCAUCAAUAAAGAAUCAUCAUCACCAUUAUUAUCACCACCACCACAAUAAUUCUAAAUCAUUAUCUUUAUCAUUAUCACCUAACAAUUUAACAAAUUUAUCAUCAUUAUCAUUAUCUCGACCAAAACCAACCAUGAUUAAAAGAAGAAAUUCAUCAUUUGCUAAUUCUACUUCACCUUGGUAUAGACGUAAUUCUUUUUUAUCAUUAUCAAUGAUUCAAGAUGAAAAUUUCCAAGUUUAUGAAAAUCUGAAAUAUUAUACUAAUGAAAUUUAUAAUAUUAUAUCAUUAAAACAAUGUCAAGGAUUUAUAUUUAAUCAAGAUUUAUUUGCUACUCCUUUUCAACAACUGAGAAGUUUAGCAAUUGAAAGAAAAACUAAACGAUUAAAUAAAGAGAAGAAAAUGAAAUUAUUGCUGUUACAACUGCAACUGCAACUGUUGCUGUUGCUACGAAAUGAUGAUGAUUGUUUAAGAAGACAUAGUAGUUAUCAUCCUAAUGAUAUCAGACCAAGAUUUGUUAUUGUUGAUGAUAAAAGAAAUAAUAUUGAUAAUGAUAGUGCCAUAAUUGAUGAUGAUGAAGAAGAAGAAGAGGGGGAGAAGGAAGAGAAGGAGGAGAAAGAACAAACGAAAGGGGAAGAUGAAGUUAUGAUGGAUGUGGAUAUGGAAGAAAAGAAUAAUAUUAAUGACAAGGAUGAGAAACAACAAGAACAAGAACAUGAACAAGAACAUGAACAAGAACAUGAUAGAUCAGUUAUUUUCAAUAAUGAUGAUAACGAUGGUGAUGUUAUUGAAUUUGAAGAUAAUAAUAAUGAUGCUAUGCUGGUAGAUUCAAUUAAUUCUAUUGAUUUAGAUGAUUCAGAUGAUGAACUAGAAGAAGAAGAAGAAGAUGAUGAAGAAACUAGUCACAAUAGUCAUGCCGAUGAUUAUGAAGAAAUGGAAGGAUAUGGUGGUGAUAAUAAUAAUCGAAGAUAUAAAGUACCAGUUACAGAAAUUAUUAUUAAUGAAAAUGAUAAUAAUAUUUUCCCCGAAUAA